UGGUACAAGGCUGUUGUGAAUAGCCUUGUACCAUGUGACCUCUGUGAUCAUUCACAGAUUUCACACAUAGUAAGCAAUGAUGUCACAAGUGACAUCUUGCUUACUACUUUGCAUGUGAUCACUGAUUGGCCAAUCAGUGAUCACAUGAUCGGGACCGAGGUCCCGUCCGACGAUCAGUGUUUCAAUGUGUCCGGAGGACACAGCGGGCACCGGAUCGCGGUGCUGCGCGCUCCCAGGGAGCGCAUACAGCUAGAAAAGGCGGGUGCCGUUUAUGAACGUCAACCCGCCCCUGGACUGCCACCGCCCUGCCGUUUAUAAACAGCAGGCCGGGUGGGAAGUGGUUACAG
Messenger RNA from Staurois parvus, 347 nucleotides. The record is from the annotation of a GenBank genome assembly. Lineage: Eukaryota; Metazoa; Chordata; Amphibia; Anura; Ranidae.